GCUUGUUGUCGCCGCGUCCACAUGGAAAGUUUGUUUUCUCUUUUUUUCCGCGCUCACGGCUCUUUCCUGAAAGUUUACGCAGGGCUGUUGUUGCACGCUUCCAAGAUGACAGAGAAAGUAACGGACAUCUGGGCUCGCAGUAAUUUUCUGCUGCGCUGGUUACUGCAAUGAAUGGUAACACUGUCCAGCACACCACGAGCACUGCGCCGUCCAUAGCACCUCCUUGUGGAUGGAGGGAGUUCUGCGAGUUGCAUGCCAGCACCACGGCCCGAGAACUAGCCCAACACUACCGGCAUUUCGUCCGAGAGCGGCCGGUGCAGGAUGUGGUCCCUCCGGAAAGUUUCUCCAAGCAGUUCAGUGCCCUAUUUCAGCACCAUUUCAGCUGCGAAGUGGCUAAAGAUGCAGAACCCGCACUGCGGCAAACACCCCCGCCCCCCUUACCGCCCAUGACUGGCCGUCUACGCAUCACUUCCUUUUCCGGAGUGCUGGAUUACCGGGAGACGGUGCGUCCGGGAGUCGUUCCCCUAGUUGCCGUGUUGGCACCCAAACCAGAUGCAGGGGGCGUCGCUAGGGAACAGGAGCAUUUGUUGCGUUGUUCUCCUGCAGACACUACACGCAGAUCCCGGCAUCUCAGCCAGGAGGACGAACCUCCGGAAAGUAGGUUCAUGCCGUCAGUCUUGACCAGCCCUUCUCGUAGUGAAGUCACUCACUUUUCCGUCAGUCGAAUCAGAGAGAGCGUGUGCCGACUUUUUAAGAAAUACCCACAACUUGACGAACCCUCAAGGGGUUCUCCAAGGGACGAAUCGGCCCCAGGUGGCGGGUCCUCAGUGACUGUUGAAUACAAUGGCGAAUCUCCACCUCAGACUCCGCAGGUACCCGCCCAUCACUCCUCGCACUGGAGCGGGUUGCGGGAGCGGUUCAGUUUGUUUCGUACUGUGAAACGCAAACAAGAAGCAGGAGGUGUUUGUAAGGAGGGGCAGCUGCGGUACCUUGAGGUGGAUGACACUAUCUCGGACAUGCCGCCGCAGUGGUUACGUUGUCGCCUGCUGGUCAGGAGGAUUAAUGAGCACACAGCUAGUGAGCGGUACCAGCUAGAGCUCUAUGACCCACCCAAGGAUUACAAAACGGCAAAGCUUACCAUACCCUGUUCAGAUAUCCACGAGAUACGACGGUGUAAUCGACUAGAAAUGCCUGACAACAUGAACACAUUUGUUUUAAAGGUCACAGGUCAUCCAGGUAGUUUAAUAUUCGAGGCAGAGAACGAACAGCAGGUGAGCUCAUGGACCACGGAGCUUCGAGAGUGCAUCUGCAGCAGGUCAGAUAGUGUCGAUGGAGAUCAGUUUCCUGUGAAUGACUCUUUCAAUGUAGCUCGGAGAGGGAGCGCAGAACCCAGCAGCCAAAGCUCUCCUGGUUUUGGCCUCAUGGAGCACGCCUACAAUAAAACGGAUCACUUCCUGUCGUCUUACCCAUGGUUCCACGGGCCCAUAUCACGCGUGCGUGCUGCCUACCUUGUGCAACACGCCGGGGUCAGUGGUCAUGGGAACUUCCUGGUCAGACAGAGCGAGACGAGGAGAGGAGAUUACGUUCUUACGUUUAACUACCAGGGCAGAGCGAAGCAUUUGCGUCUGUCUCUGACCGAGUGGGGUCAGUGUCGCGUGCAGCACCUGCGUUUCCCGUCAGUCCAGGACAUGCUCAGUCAUUUCCGCAACUGUCCCAUCCCGCUGGAGUGCGGAGCCGCAUGCGACGUCAUGCUCGCCAAUUACGUGCGGGUAAACCCAACCCACACAGGUCAGAGCUCUCCGAUAUUGGUGCCGUUCUCUCGCUGGAGUUCAGAGCCGAGUCUUGCUCACUGUAGCCUGGAUUCAUUUCCUCAGUCUACUCACGCCAUGGCUCAGCCUUCAUCAGCAUUAGCCUCCGUCUUGCACCGCACUCCUCCCUCACUCCCAGAUCGGCCCGUUCCCAUACCCCUGCGCCGGAGCGAGUCCGUGGGUCGCAGAAACCUGCUCCGCCAUCCCAACCCCUCUGCCACCCCUACUCCCAAACCGGGACUCUGACUACGAACUAGAGCCUCCCAACAGGGGGCGCAAGAGAGCAAUCGACAACCAGUACAUGUUCUUCUGAAAGAGUUCGGAGAAGGUAAUAAGCGAACCGAGGUGGAAAGCCGCUCUAGAUUUCCGCCCGGAUGCAAAGCAUACGGCAGCCGAACCUUGAGGGUUUGAGUCGCACAAGGAUUCGUGCAAGACUCUGGGUCGAGGUGCACCUAAACCUGCCUUUCUAAGACACCUGACAGCUGUGUUCCCUGUGUACUAUACAGGAAAAGUGUUUAUUUUCGAGUAACAAAAGUAGAAAGAAGAAGACAGCUGGUCGUGGGGAUGAAGAUGUAUUUAAGAUGGCGUUUCACGUUGGCGGUCAGUAAGUCGUUUGCUGGCUUGGGAACACACACCACUACCAUUCUUGUGAAGGGGCUGUAGAAAGAAUGUUUUAAAUGCUUGGUCCGGACUUGACUUUGAUCCCACCCUCUUCAUUCCAACACAGGUCCAUUUUCAUACGAUUUUGGUCUGAACCACAAUAUGGUCGAGUCUUUUCAUCACUGUAGUGCCUCCAAAACUUCCGUAAAGAACGGCACUUUGUGACAUGCAAGAAAUGCUACUUGCGACCUUUUCAAGCAGAGCCGGCGAACUGUAUCCAAGUUCAAAAGAAAGCACCAACCAACCAGAAAGUUCAAACACUGACAUGAAAUGAACUCGGGUUGCAGUGAGAUCUGUGGUGUGAAAGCACCCUUAAAGGGGACAUAUCAUGAAAAUCUGACUUUUUCUAUGUUUAAGUGCUAUAAUUGGGUCCCCAGUGCUUCCAUCAACCUAGAAAAUCUGAAAAGGAACAACCCAGUAACUUAAUUUUGGUAAACCAUUCUUUGCAACUCAAAAAAUUAUCAUAAUUCCGCCCCUUAAUGAGCAAAAAUGUGCCUUUUUUGGAUGCCUCCUUUUAAAAUGCGAAUAAGACUGAUGAAAUGCAAACACUGAUCACCAUAAUGGUGGUUUGUUGAAAUUUAAACUCAAUGUGUGUGUGCUGUCAAUUAUUUUCUCUCGAUCUCUGCACUAAAUGGCAGUGUGGUGGAUGGAUAGUGUAGAGAUCAAGAGAAAGAGAGAAAAUAAUUGACAACACAAUUGGAAAUAAUUUUCAACAAAUUAUGCCAUUAUGGUGAUCAGUGUUUGCAUUUAAUCAGCUCUUUUGCACUUAAAAGCAAAUUUUUGCUCAAACCUACAAAGUGGCAAUUUUAACAUGUUAUAAUAAAUUAUCUAUAUGGUAUUUUGAACAAAAACUUCACAUAUGUUUUCUGGGGACACCAAAGAUUUAUUUUAUAUCUUAAAAAAGUCAAAUGAAAUGUCCCCUUUAAAAAAUGAAAAGUUUGAAAGAGUUUUGGUCGGUCUCUGCACACGCGCAUUUGACCUCAUUUGUAGGAUACGUGUAAAUGGUUUGUAAGACCAUUCUUAUGCAAAUUGUUUUAUUGAUUUUAAACGCAGAGUUCUGCUUGUGUUACAAUGAGGCCACGCAUGCACUUACUCUCAGAUUUUUAUAUUUUUAUGUUCAGUCGUAGUAAUACACAGGUUUCUGUAUCUUUUGUGUAUUAGAAGACCAAAUAAUAUAGACCGUAGAUCAUAUACCCCAUAUGAUGGUCAUAUAGGCCUAAGUGUAGUAGAUUAAUGCCUUUAAGAGGGUCCCAGGUUUGGUUUACAGGUUAACUGACCAAAGAAAACUAUUUACCAAACAAGCAAUAACUAAAGUAAUUCCUGAAAUCAUGACAGAUUUUUCCUUUUCAACUAAACGAUAAGCCUUCCUGUGUUUCACGGCUAUUUGCUAUGGAAAUACUACUUUGACAGCUACCAAAUCUGACACCAUGCAUAGUUGAUUUUAAGCUAUUCGAGUAAAUGCUUCACAGAAACGUUUUCACAGCUUGUUUGUGUUGUCGUGAAUGUCUUUUUUGUGGCUUAACACUAACACUGUUGUCAAAUCUGUAUCAACCACAAAAUACCCAAAUGACUUCAUAUCUCACUCGUACAUAAUUGGGGGAAUCUCAUGAGAUGUCAAGGUAGCACAAAAUGACCACAAAUGUUUUAUUUUUUUGCUUUAUUUGCGACUUAAAAUGUGGCAUGAAUGCAGUAAAUAAAACGUUAUCUCAUUGCAAAAUUUGAGAUGAAAUAACAGUAAUGAGAAUGUCAUUAAAAAUGACUGAAAUACAAUGAAUUAAUAUUGGUGUAUUAUGCUGCGUUUACACCAACCGCGUUUCAGGCGCCAAAAUCACGUCUACCGCGCCUAGUUUGCCGCUUGAACAGUUUGAAUGCAUUCGCGCGUCUAGAGUCAGAGG
Misgurnus anguillicaudatus (oriental weatherfish) is the source of this 4363-nucleotide messenger RNA. It is a transcript of the gene sh2b3, whose product is annotated as SH2B adaptor protein 3. NCBI's taxonomy places the organism in Eukaryota, Metazoa, Chordata, Actinopteri, Cypriniformes, Cobitidae. The record is from RefSeq and is a predicted model, not a curated record. Gene Ontology annotation, cellular component: plasma membrane. Gene Ontology annotation, molecular function: transmembrane receptor protein tyrosine kinase adaptor activity. Gene Ontology annotation, biological process: intracellular signal transduction.